This is a messenger RNA of Tachysurus fulvidraco (yellow catfish), 3205 nucleotides long. RefSeq names its product transforming growth factor, beta 1a (gene tgfb1a). The coding region runs from base 1413 to 2552 and encodes 379 amino acids. Gene Ontology annotation, biological process: BMP signaling pathway; SMAD protein signal transduction; regulation of cell population proliferation. The transcript is spliced from 9 exons. The record is from RefSeq and is a predicted model, not a curated record. Lineage: Eukaryota; Metazoa; Chordata; Actinopteri; Siluriformes; Bagridae. Gene Ontology annotation, molecular function: cytokine activity; type III transforming growth factor beta receptor binding; growth factor activity. Gene Ontology annotation, cellular component: extracellular region.
AGCUUUGUGCUGUAUUACUGAAGUAACAGGAACAAGAAAAAAAAAGGAAGAGAGAAGAUACGAGAGCGAGAGGAAUAGCUGCUAGUUAAGAGAUUCUUUCACCAAAUCAGUUUGACACCAACUAAUUGUUUGCACCGGCAAGAAACAAGAAACAAGGUUCCCUGGGCUUGAAGGAGGGAGAGAGAACACAUGAGAGAAAGAGCGGUAAAGAGAGAGAGAGAGAGAGAGAGAGAGAGAGAGAGAGAGAGAGAGAGAGAGAGAGAGAGAGAGAGAGAGAGAGAGCAGAAGAGGAGGUGUGAAGAGAGUCCUCAUCAGAGCUGAAAGCAUAAAAGUAGACUAGAAAAGGAGGAAAAGAGGGAGAGGGAGUGGGAGUGCAACCCGAUCCCAGGACUUACACACCACCGGCAGUGAGAACACUCGCCUCAUAACUUCAACUACUGCUGUUGCUACUGACGCUCUGUCUUCAUCCAACACUCCUGUUUUGGGCUGUUUUUCACUUUCGUUUCAAAUUUUAUUGACUUUUCUCCAAAGACGAUUUGUUUGACUGUUCCAUCACUGAGCAGAGAAACUACAAGCGGACGACAUCUUCAUCAGCAGGACUUGAGUUUAUAAUCAAGGCUGUAUCGAAGCCACCGGAGGAAUCGAUCUAGCAAGCAAAGGGUCAGAAGAUCAGGAGCUUCACAGUAGGACCGAAAAAAAGUGACGGAUAUUUGAGAGGCUUCCCAACAACAACCUGUGAGAAAAAUAAAACAGAACCAAGUAAGAGGCAGUAAUUUGCACACAGUGCUUGUCAUUGUGUCCAUGAAGCAGGCUUUCUCCUAAAAGAAAGAAGUCUCCAGGACGGGGAGAGAAAGUAGGGGGUAUCAGCCAGACCUGCGGUCUUGAACAAGUGCUCCUGUGUGUGUUUGCCAGGAGAGAAGAAACAUUGAAACCUGCAACUGAAAACUAGCUCGUGUUUGGAGCAAAUGCUUAUGUAUUUGGUGUUUAUUUGUGUUUGAGUGUGGCCCUGACAUCACAUGUGCUCAGACCCUGGGGAGCGCUGACUUGCGUCCGCCCUCUGAGCAAGUGUGUGUGGGAGAGACAGCGAGAAACAAGAGUGAGACAGUUUGGCAGGAGCUGAAGUGCGAGGCGAAGGCUAGUCACACACAAACUCUCCACCUUUGCAUGUGUACUGUCUGGGUUUAGGAUACAAAUAGACUCUGUGUAUCCUGGGAAUUCCCUCCACUAAUACACCCCAGCAUUUAUUGACUCUAAUAUUCCAGGUGCUUUCCAUGAACUGCAUCAUCCUCAUCAGUAACAUCAGGAAAGAUCCCUCACCAAUCGGCUGGUGAGCAUUUAAUCUCUGUCACACCUUCCAGACGUCGAACUUACCUGAGUUUCAGUACUACAUCGCCAUCACCAUCACCAUCACCAUGAGGCAACUUUGUCUGGCACUCACCUUCAUUUACUUGGCAUCCGUAGCUGCUGCCAUGUCCACAUGCAAGACUUUGGACCUCGAGGUUGCAAAGAGGAAGCGAAUCGAGGCCAUUCGUGGACAAAUCCUUAGUAAACUGCGCAUGGCCAAGGAGCCUGAGCCUGAAGAGGAUGACCAAGGAGACAACAUUCCAGACAGCAUCAUCUCACUCUACAACAGCACUGUGGAAACCACCACGGACCAACAGAGCGAGGAAGUUCCUGCCUCCCAACAACAUGAAGAAGAGGAAUACUUUGGCAAAGAGAUGCACAAAUUCGACAUGACUCAUUGGAACAAUAACGUAACAGAUAAAAAGCAGAUGUAUUUUAAUGUGAGUGAAAUGAAGCAGAACAUCAAGAACUACAAACUCCUGACACAAGCUAAGCUCAGGCUGCGUUUGAAAGAUACAUUCAUACAAAGUGGCUUGUCGCAGAGACUGGAGAUCUACAAGGGUCUGGGCACUUCUGCUAAGUACCUGGGUUUCCAUGACAUCUCCAACGAUUUGAAAAACAAAUGGAUUUCCUUUGACAUAACAGAUACGCUCAAAGGGUGGCUCCAGUCUCCUGAAAACGAACAAGGGUUUGAGCUGAGGCUGUACUGUGGAUGUGGGAAGACUGUUGAAGCAUUCAGCUUUAGCAUCUCAGGUAUGACUGAGAACCGAUUAGACACAGUAAUUCUUGCCAACUUAAUGGCCAAACCGUACAUCCUGGCCAUGUCUGUUCCUUCUGACGGUCAUAGCACCUCAUCACGCAAAAAACGAUCUACAACACCAGAACCGACAUGUGACGAAAAAACAGAAACGUGCUGCAUGAGGAAACUCUACAUCGAUUUCCGGAAGGAUCUCGGCUGGAAGUGGAUCCACAAGCCUAAAGGAUACUUUGCCAAUUACUGCAUGGGCUCAUGUGCAUACAUCUGGAACGCCGAGAACAAAUACUCACAGAUUUUAGCCCUUUACAAGCAUCAUAACCCUGGUGCGUCGGCUCAACCGUGCUGCGUACCUCAAGUCCUGGAACCUCUUCCUAUCAUGUAUUAUGUGGGCAGACAACACAAGGUGGAGCAGCUGUCCAACAUGGUAGUGAAGAACUGCAAGUGCAGUUAAUGGCUUUGACGUUCCUUCAACUCGAGUUCUCUCCUACACUCACACACACACACACACACACACACACACACACACACACACACAUACCGUACACAAUUAUGGAAACUGAACGUCUCUGAGGAAAGGACCUUAAGAGGAGAAGCAGACCAAGUCAUGAAAUAGAGUAAAGAGGACUCCAGAAUUCUAGUCCUCAAAGACAACCUAGUAGGCGUACAACAACAACAACAACAACAACUACAACUACAACAACAACAACAAUAACCGAAAUAUAUACUUCAUUUCAUUUAAGAAUUUACUUCACUACUGUAUUACUAUUAAUUUAUUGUAACUUAGGACAAGUUGCAUUUUACCGUGUCCCAUAAAACUACAUAACAGAGGUACACUGCUUAUUUAUUUCCAUAUGGUGCUGUGGAAAAAUAAAGGGACGAUCAACAUCCGUCUGAGGACGAUCCAUCCAGUGUUCUGGAGAAAAGAGAUAAAUAAAUGAUUGUGCUUACCAGCAAAUACCCAGAUGUUUGCACUAAUUCUUGGACACCGAAUCCCUCGAGGACAGUGACGAUGGACCACAAGGACAAUAUGGACAGAACCUCCAGUCAUUAUUCUGGACAGCUACAUGUGGAAGCCCCUUACAAAUAAAGGGGGCUUUACCUUGA